Lagenorhynchus albirostris (white-beaked dolphin) is the source of this 3587-nucleotide messenger RNA. RefSeq names its product sterol O-acyltransferase 1 (gene SOAT1). Bases 162 to 1871 code for a protein of 569 amino acids. Gene Ontology annotation, biological process: cholesterol efflux; cholesterol homeostasis; cholesterol metabolic process. NCBI's taxonomy places the organism in Eukaryota, Metazoa, Chordata, Mammalia, Artiodactyla, Delphinidae. Gene Ontology annotation, cellular component: endoplasmic reticulum membrane. Gene Ontology annotation, molecular function: cholesterol binding; fatty-acyl-CoA binding; cholesterol O-acyltransferase activity. The transcript has 17 exons. The record is from RefSeq and is a predicted model, not a curated record.
UUACAUUCGAUUGCUGUUGGGCUGGUGGCGUUGGCGGCCUGGGGCAGCCGGGAAGCGAGCGGCUAGGAGCCGACCUUCUUGCCAGCCGCGCUGUGACGGCUUCUCGGCUUUGCCUUCCUUGCUGAGGUCCCCGCUGCCAGGCUCCGGCCCCAGACAGCACGAUGUUGGGCGAAGAGAAGAUGUCUGUAAGAAAACGGCCGUCGAAGUCCAGUAAACAUGCUGAGGAAAAGGAAGAAGGCCAGAGAGACUGUACAGAGGAGUGCCAAGAGACACCUAGUAACGGUGUUGGGGCUACAGCAGUGAUUGAUACAGAUGUGUUUGCCUUCAUGGAGCUCCAAGGUCGGAUUGAUUUAAAACAGCUGAUAGCAAAGAAGAUACAGUUGACAGCAGAGGCAGAGGAAUUGAAGCCCUUUUUUAUGAAGGAAGUUGGCAGUCACUUUGAUGAUUUUGUGACCAAUCUCAUUGAAAAAUCCGCAUCAUUAGACAAUGGUGGUUGUACCCUCACAUCCUUUUCUGUUCUUGAAGGAGAGAACAGCCACAGAGCUAAAGAUCUGAGAGCACCUCCAGAACAUGGAAAGAUUUUUGUUAUAAGGCGAUCUCUCUUAGAUGAGCUGUUUGAGGUGGACCACAUCAGAACGAUAUAUCACAUGUUCAUUGCCCUCCUCAUUCUCUUCAUUCUCAGCACACUUGUAGUAGAUUACAUUGAUGAAGGAAGGCUAGUGCUUGAGUUCAAUCUCAUGUCUUACGCUUUUGGCAAACUUACUGUUGCUAUGUGGACGUGGUGCACCAUGUUCUUAUGUACACUUACAGUUCCCUAUUUCCUGUUUCAACGCUGGGCCAGAGGCUAUCACAGGAGUUCUCAUCCAGUAGUCCAUUCUCUCUUGCAUUGCUUCCUUUUUGUGGUCUUCCAGAUUGGAGUUCUAGGUUUGGGACCACUUUAUGUUGUAUUAGUGUAUACACUACCACCAGCUUCCCGAUUCAUUGUUAUACUCGAACAGAUUCGUUUGAUAAUGAAGGCUCACUCAUUUGUCAGAGAGAAUGUGCCUCGGGUACUCAAUUCAGCCAAGGAGAAAUCAAGCACUGUUCCAGUACCCACAGUCAACCAGUACUUGUACUUCUUAUUUGCUCCUACCCUCAUCUACCGUGACAACUAUCCCAGGACUCCCACUGUAAGAUGGGGUUAUGUGGCUAUGCAGUUUGCACAGGUUUUUGGUUGCUUUUUUUAUGUAUACUACGUCUUUGAAAGGCUCUGCACCCCCUUGUUUCGGAAUAUCAAACAGGAGCCCUUCAGCGCUCGUGUUCUGGUCUUAUGUAUAUUUAACUCCAUCUUGCCAGCUGUGCUGAUACUGUUCCUUAGUUUUUUUGCCUUUUUGCACUGCUGGCUCAAUGCCUUUGCUGAGAUGUUACGCUUUGGUGACAGGAUGUUUUAUAAGGACUGGUGGAACUCCACAUCAUACUCUAACUAUUACAGGACCUGGAAUGUGGUGGUCCAUGACUGGCUAUAUUACUAUGCUUACAAGGACUUUCUCUGGUUUUUCACAAAGAAGUUCAAGUCAGCUGCCAUGUUAGCUGUCUUUGCUGUGUCUGCUGUAGUGCACGAAUAUGCCUUGGCUGUUUGCUUGAACUUUUUCUAUCCAGUGCUUUUCGUGCUCUUCAUGUUCUUUGGAAUGGCUUUCAACUUCAUUGCCAAUGAUAGUCGGAAAAGGCCAAUUUGGAAUGUUCUGAUGUGGACUUCCCUUUUCGCGGGCAAUGGAGUCCUCCUGUGCUUUUAUUCUCAAGAGUGGUAUGCACGUCAACACUGCCCCUUGAAAAAUCCCACAUUUCUGGAUUACAUCCGGCCACGUUCCUGGACUUGUCGUUAUGUGUUUUAGAAGCUUGGACUUUGUUUCCUUCCUUGACUGAAGAUUGGGUAUUCUACCUGAUUUGGGGCCAGCAUCUGUUUCCAGCCGUUACUGAAGUUAUCUGUGUUAUUUGGACCACUCCAGGCUUUACAGAUGGCUCACUCCAUUACUAGGUCACCUGAAGCUGAGCUGUUAGAAGUUUCCUGGAAGCUUGUACACUUUUAAGCAGUUCUUAAUUUUUUCCUUUUUGGGAGAAGGGAGACUUGUAGCUGAUAUAAUGACAGAUUUUUGCUGGGUCAUAUCAGCUUAAACAUCAGAAAUUCUGUUUUGUUUCUUGAUUGCAUCUAAUUUGAGACUAAACAUCAUGCUUUCUUGGCCACUGAAUUAGCCAAAACAUUGAUGAAGAAAUCAUUUAAGUACCCCUGGCUUAGAAAUUUUUUCAUGUGCAUUGUUGGAAUGUAUGCUCAUUAACCAUGCAAUUGGGAAAGAAAAUAAUGUGGAAUGUUUUGCUAUUUCUAGUAAAGAGAAAAUAUCUAUUUUUCCAAAGAUAAUCUUGUUAUAUAUCGUAAUUUGUAUUUUUUUUUAAAGUUCAGUUCUAUUUUUAUCUUGUUUUUGCUAUACAGUGUAGGUCGUGAUAUCUGUGAAGCAAAAUUAUCCCUUUCACCUUGAAUUCUUGAGUUUGCAUCCAUAAUAUUAUAUAUUGAAGGGGACAGAAGUAGGAAGGGAAAAAGAAGUGGCACAGGACAAAGAAAAAUAUUUCCUCUUUUAAUUUCUAAAGUAAUUUUUAAAAGAACUUGCAGAGUCAAUAAUGUGUUUAAAUUAUUUUAUUGUGGAACUUAUGUGGAAGAUAACUUUUGUUGUUUAAACUUUCAGGUAAUAACUUCUUUGAAGUUAUUUAGAAGUAACCUUUGGUACAGUUAUUUUAUCUAAUAAAUACUGACAUGAAUUAUUUUUCAAACUAGUAAGUCUGUUACAUAAGUAUUAAUCACCACCAUUAAUAUUAAAGGGAAUAUUAAAGAUACAGAAGCUGGCUUCUGCCUUUGCUCAAUUAUUAUACUUUUUUUUCAAUUAUUAUACUUCUAAUGGUAGUGUACUUUAGUUGCAAUAAAUUAAUAGGUGAUCAUUUUCAAGAAAAUGUACUUUAUUGUGUGAUGUUCCAUGUUAUCAGAUGCCUAUAGCUAAUACAGUGUGGUGUGUAGGAAUUAUUUUGGUUGUUUGAAUGACACAUGAUUAUGUUGGUAAAGACUGAGCUUUGGAAGGGUUUUUGAAGACCAUGUAGGUUCAACCCAAAGAAGGGAGGCUUAUGAAUUACCCAAAAUUUGAGAAGCAGCCAACUUGAGAAACUAUCUUGGUAUUCUAGCAGCCCUACUGCUAUCCAGAAAGUUUUGAGAAAUCUUUUUCAAAUUGUUUUCAAAAAGUUAGUUUGAAUCUCACAAGAAGGUAAGUAAAGUUUCUUAAUAGUCACAACUUAAUUUAUACCGCAAGGUCUCAGCUAAGUUUCCCAUACCUUUGGUCCAGUUGAGUUUGGGCAAAUCCAACCUCAACAGACAAAAGUGUACCUCAAAGAAGUUUAUUUUUAAAAGGGUAUUCCAGGACUUCCCUCGUGGCGCAGUGGUUAAGACUCCACCUGCCAAUGCAGGGGACACGGGUUCGAGCCCUUGUCCAGGAAGAUCCCACAUGCUGCGGAGCAACUAAGCCCAUGCACCACAACUACUGAGCCUGCUCUCUAGAGCCCAGAGCCACAAC